Molecule: messenger RNA, 2042 nt
Organism: Chenopodium quinoa (quinoa)
Lineage: Eukaryota; Viridiplantae; Streptophyta; Magnoliopsida; Caryophyllales; Amaranthaceae
Product: tRNA dimethylallyltransferase 9-like
Exons: 11
Coding region: 303-1685 (460 amino acids)
Biological process (GO): tRNA modification; cytokinin biosynthetic process
Molecular function (GO): tRNA dimethylallyltransferase activity
Source: RefSeq, a predicted model, not a curated record
CUUAAAUGGUUAGAGCUUCUCUCCCGAUUUCAAGGAAUCCUGAGAUUGAUUCGUUUUUUUCGUUGUUUGUUUUUUUUUUUUUUUUUUUUUUUACGGAACGAUGUGCAUGGUACAGAUGCCUGUAAUAACUAACCACACACUAUGUUUUACCUCUAAUCCUUUAAUAAAUGGUAGGAGUACAAAAUUACGCCUUUUAAUUACAACUAAAUAAAACUUGUACUUGUUGAACAAAAUCAAAAGGGAUUACCAAAAACCCAUAAAUUAUAAAACCCUGGGUUUAAAAUUUGUCAUCAUCAAAAACAAUGAGCGGAGUAAGCGGAGGUUUACGUCAAUGGGGAUUGCGCCACCACUUUCAAUACUCUUCCACAACCACUCAUCUCCGCCGCCAUUUAUACUCCUCCUUCUGCUCCUCCUCUACUUCUUCUUCAUUUCCGAGAAGAGAGAAAAAACAAAAAGUUAUUGUCAUCUCCGGCCCCACCGGCGCCGGUAAAUCUCGCCUCGCUUUCGAGCUUGCUAAGCGCAUUAAUGGUGAAAUUAUCACUGCUGACUCUGUUCAGGUCUAUCAAGGUCUUGAUGUUGGGUCUGCAAAACCUUCACCGAGUGAGCGAAAGGAGGUACCUCACCAUUUGUUGGACAUGUUGCACCCAGCUGAAGAAUAUUCUGUUGGUCGAUUUUAUGAUGAUGCAAGGCAAGCAACAAGAGAUGUCCUUAACAAGGGCCAUGUUCCUAUAAUUACUGGAGGAACUGGUUUGUAUUUGCGUUGGUUCAUCUAUGGCAAGCCUGAUGUUCCAAUAGCAUCGCCCAAUGUUACUUCCCAAGUGUAUGCAGAGCUUGAAAAUUAUAAAUAUAAUGGGGAUUGGGAUGCAGCUGUAAAGUUGGUGCUUGAAGCGGGAGAUCCGAACGCCCCGUCUUUACCAACAAACAAUUGGUAUCGCCUACAGCGUAGCCUUGAGAUUAUUAAGUCUAGUGGAUCGCCUCCAUCAGCCUUCCAAAUGCCAUAUGAUUCCUACAAAGAGAAACUCAAUUUAGCUGCAACGGAUGAUUGUCAAAACAUGGAUGGAAUGCAAGGGGGGCAAUUAAAAGAACUAGAAUAUGAUUUCAUUUGCUUUUUCCUUUCAGGCCCCCGACUAAAUUUGUAUAGAUCAAUUGAUUUGCGAUGUGAAGAGAUGCUUUCAGGUAGUGAUGGGAUUCUAGCAGAGGCCAAAUGGCUUCUAGACAUAGGUCUUCUUCCCAAUUCAAGUCCUGCUACCCGAGCAAUUGGUUAUCGACAGGGCAUGGAGUAUCUCUUGGAAUGCAGAAAACAAGAUGGUCAGAGCUCUGCAAAGGAAUUUUUUUCCUUUCUUUUUGAAUUUCAGAAGGUGUCCAGGAAUUUUGCCAAAAGACAAAUGAUAUGGUUCCGUAAUGAUCCUAUUUAUCAUUGGCUUGAUGCUUCUCAACCCUUGGAGAAGCUUCUGGACUUCAUUCAUGAUGCGUAUCAUGAUCAGAGUUCUACUUUAACUGUACCAGAAUGGCUAUGGAUAAAGAAAGAUGCACCCAACCGUCAAGAACAGAAUGAAUAUAAAACUUAUAUGACGAAAAAUAGCUAUUUUGUUAAACCCGAAGAUUGUGCUAAUAUUCUGGCAUGGAUAAGAACUGAAGGUAAUAUAGCAGGAACGCUUCCUACUAGCCGCUGCAGCACACUAUAGAGGAAUUAUCAUUUAGGAAGAAUCAUAGUGCCUUGCAAGAAUUACUGUCAAGUGUUCGAUUCCUGUCUCACGCUUGUGCCUCCCUGACUGAUCUACCUAACAGAACAUUUUUGUUUAUACAAUACGGCUACAUCUGUUCGCGCUACAAAGCUUUGAUGAGUGUUUAUUUUUCCCACUCUUUCUGUCUUUCACCUAUUCCGGUGAAAAUCAGUAACACAAGCAAUUGAAUGUCGUCAUGUACUCUUAAUCCCUUUAUACCAUUUUUUUUGUUCAUUUUAGUUAUGUAAUAAAAUACUACGUAUGUAGGUUUUUACAAAAUUUGCAAAAUUGCCUAAAUAAACAACCGAAUUCCUUCUA